This is a messenger RNA of Paramecium tetraurelia, 375 nucleotides long. RefSeq lists its product as uncharacterized. NCBI's taxonomy places the organism in Eukaryota, Ciliophora, Oligohymenophorea, Peniculida, Parameciidae. The transcript has 2 exons. The record is from RefSeq and is a predicted model, not a curated record.
AUGAUUAGAAUAUUGAUGAAAACCAAAAAAGUUAGCAAUUAGUUGUUAGGAACAAACGUUGAUUAUGCAUAGUAGGAUUAAUAACAUAAACCUGUAGUACUAAAAUAGGCCACCUGCGAUUAUCACAAUUCUAUAUAUUUUACUCUCUUUUUCCGGCAACAAAGAGGUUCAGGAGCUAACAUUAUCUCAACUUAUGUGUAUAAUGUCGAAAUCCAAUUACUUGUCAAAACAUCAAUGUAUGCUUCUUCCCUGUUAAGGUUGCUCUCUAACAAUAAAAUUACUUAUUACACAAGUCAAACAUAGAAAAUGAUGGCAGACUUGAUAAUCAUUAUGUUAAAAUAUCUAUUGCAGACAUAGCAUAUCAAUUAGGCAUGA